AUGCCGUUGCUGGGGUCAGGCGAGUACUUGCCCGCUUAUGAAUAUACUUCCAUUAUAGACAAUGUACUGAACCCCCAUUUCCUGCAUGAGAAGUUAGCUUAUGAAGAUGAUACCAUAAGAGAGGAAGUGAUAGCUCCGUACAAGUAUAUUCGGCAGCUAGCUAGUAAUAACAAGAAUGUUCGAACAAAGUUCAUACAUGUACUUGACCAAGUGAUUUUCAAGAUUAAUGAUGAAACGGUUCUUUCAAAAAUGGGCGAGAUUAUUGAGCAGUUGCAUAACGCCUCGCUUUUGAUUGAUGAUAUUGAAGACGAGUCAUUGUUUCGCCGUGGCAAACCAGCAGCUCACAUAGAAUUUGGCACUCCGCUAACUAUAAACUGCGGUAACCUUGUUUAUUUCGAAGCCUUUGACAAUGCUUACAAGUUGUGGCGGGAGAAAAACGGCAAUAGUGAAAAGCUCGUUGAGCUCUUUGCCAUCUUUACUCAAGAGAUGAAAAACCUUCACAAGGGACAAGGGGAUGACAUAUAUUGGAGAGACAAUUUGACUCUGCUAUCUGAAUUGCCAAGUAUGAUGGAGUACUUCCAAAUGGCAAAGAAUAAGACCGGUGGGCUAUUUCGAUUAUCUAUAAAGUUGAUGGCACUUUUCUCGCCAGUGGAGUUUGAGAAAAAUUUCAAUUCCGGCUCUAACAUGCAAUCGUCGUCGUCGUUGUUGCCGCCUCUGCAUCUGCCCCUCAAGAAAACCAAGAAAAUGGAUGAUUUAAUAACCGUGGCAAAUUGUUUGGGCAUAAUGUAUCAAGUACGAGAUGAUUAUUUGAAUUUAGUUGAUUCCAGGUAUUCCCAUAUGAAAGGAGUUACCGGAGAAGAUCUUUUUGAAGGAAAACUCUCUUUUCCAAUACUCAUAUGCUUAAAACGAUAUUGGCAAGAAAAACGAGCUAAUCUGCAAUUGCCCAAUUCGUUUUCGUGCUUGGUUGAAUUCUUGUACAAUCAUAGAUCGCAACAAGAGAGAAUGGAGAGAAAGGAUUUACAUGAGAAAGCUAUGAAGGAGAUUAUAGAAUCCAACGUUUCAAGCGAAACUUUUCAUUGUUUAAUGGCAUUAAAGGAGAGAAUAACUUCUUUUUCACUGUCGAUAUCUGAUACAGACCCGAAACCGUUACUUGAUUUGGUAACUCAAUUGUGCGAUAUCUUCUAA
Lodderomyces oxycetoniae is the source of this 1185-nucleotide messenger RNA. RefSeq names its product farnesyltranstransferase (gene BTS1). Gene Ontology annotation, molecular function: prenyltransferase activity. Gene Ontology annotation, biological process: isoprenoid biosynthetic process. Lineage: Eukaryota; Fungi; Ascomycota; Pichiomycetes; Serinales; Debaryomycetaceae. The record is from RefSeq and is a predicted model, not a curated record. The coding region runs from base 1 to 1185 and encodes 394 amino acids. The transcript has a single exon.